Messenger RNA from Perca fluviatilis (European perch), 631 nucleotides. RefSeq names its product neoverrucotoxin subunit alpha-like. Gene Ontology annotation, molecular function: protein binding. Bases 16 to 582 code for a protein of 188 amino acids. NCBI's taxonomy places the organism in Eukaryota, Metazoa, Chordata, Actinopteri, Perciformes, Percidae. The record is from RefSeq and is a predicted model, not a curated record. The transcript has a single exon.
AAUGAUAACCUGCAGAUGUAUUGUGUCUUAUUCUCUCCAUCAGAUGCCUGUGAACUGGUAGUGGACACAAACACAGUGAGCAGAAGACUCAAACUGUCUGACAACAACAGGAAGGUGACAGGUGUGGAGGAGGAUCAGUCAUAUCCUGAUCAUCCAGAGAGGUUUGACUGCUGGCCUCAGCUGCUGUGUAGAGAUGGUCUGACUGGUCGCUGUUACUGGGAGGUUGAGAGGAGAGGAAGGUCUUAUAUAUCAAUGAGUUACAGAGGAAUCAGAAGGAGAGGAGGCAGUAAAGACUGUGGGUUUGGAGGGAAUGAUCAGUCCUGGAGUCUGUUCUGCUCUGAUGAUGGUUACUCUGUCUGGCACAAUAACAGAACAACAUCUACCAUCCCCUCCUCCUCCUCUGUCUCUAACAGAGUAGCAGUGUAUGUGGACUGUCCUGCUGGCACUCUGUCCGUCUACAGAGUCUCCUCUGACUCACUGAUCCACCUCCACACCUUCAACACCACAUUCACUGAACCUCUUUAUCCUGGGUUUAGGGUCUGGUCUGGUUCCUCAGUUUCUCUGUGUCCUCUGCAGGUCUGAGACUCUCUCCUGUGGACAGAAACUCUGCUGACUUUAGAUCAGCUGCUGA